UUCAUCGCUUAGUCGCGAUUGUGAGUCACUGCAGCGAUAGAGUAGCAAAAAAAAAGUUAUACUGAGAGAUAGCACAAAAUAUCAGAUAGGAAUUGUCUGAGUCAUUUUUUCUUUCGCGCUCCCCAAUUAUUGGAUUGAUGGUAGUGCGCAUCAACGAGAGCACUGGUCAUCACCGUUGAACUCGAACGUCUCCGUCUCAAUCAGUAUAGCACGUGCUUUGAGUUAAACUAGUCCGGAGCAAGAACUAGUCGAAUUUUUAACCGACAUCCAAUUGGAAUUCCACCAUUAGAAAUAACCGCAGGCAACAAAUAAAUGCCACAGAAUUUGCGAGUGUAACAACAGAUAAGAUAAGAUAAGAUAAGCCGUUCCAACCAACCAACAACGUGAGAGGCUUAACCUGGUUUGCCUGGAAGCCGCCAGUAAACUAAUUAGUUCGAAUCGAUCAUCGUUCCCGGUCGGUCAGUGUGAGUUAGUUUGCAUCGUUUGACUGAAAAAAAGCGAAAACUGGUGAAAUAAGUGAAUUUACCCUUUCGGAAUGACGGUUCUAAGUUCCGCUGAGUGUGGCGUACCACCACCUCCUCCACCACCGAUAUCGGUGCCAGCAGCAUCAUCACCACCACCCGCCGUAAAGCCAGCGUCAUCGAAUGGAACGGCGCCGGACACGAAUUUGCUGUUCCUGGACAUUCGUAACGGAAUUACCUUGAAGCCUACCAAAACCAAAGAUAAAAGCACACCGGCAUUUAUCAAGACAUCUAAUUGCGUCAAUACAUCACCUUCUCCACCACCACAAACCAAUGGGGUCAACGAGCAGGACACGACAGCGCUGGAAGGAAUGAAAGAUGCCCUUCAGGAGGAACUACGAAACACACUCAAACGCAAGGUCAAGAAGCACAGUAUAGAGCAAGGAGACUGCGAAAAGAAUCGGCAGAUCGAAGAGGCGAUGGCAAUCAAUCGAACUGAAGUACAGCUGAAGGUCAAUACUUCAGCUGACACUUCACCAAAUGUAGUACGAAGAGAUGUCGUUGAUAAGGCAGCUGUAAGAAGCCCUAUUCCACAACGAGCACCUGUGAAGUAUAAUAAAAUGAAUAAUGGAAACGUCGAGGACGCUAUUAAAUCCGCUGAGUUCACAAAGAGUCCUGUACUCCAAAAACCUCCAGCGAAACCAGAGAGAGCUUUCAUCACAAAUACCUUGAACAAUGCACAGACUUUGCAAGCAUCUACUGCGCCUCCAAACGGUUUUCCUAAGAAAGAAAUUUCGAAAGAAUUUGCACCUAUAAAAGCGACUGUUAAACCGAUAGAUAGUUCUAAAGUCGCGCAACCUGGAUCCUUGAAGAAGAUUGGUCCCCAGAAAGCGCUUCAAAUUGAAAUAAAUCCGUUCAACCAGGAUGACUGUAUGAAAAACUCAAUCCUAUCACCGGAGGUGAAGAGUGGAAGCGCUUCGAUAAGACCUUCACAGAUAAAGACACUCACCAAGCAGGGGAGUCACGUUUCGCACACUGAUAUCGUGGAACACCCGAAACUACUCACCAAAAGUCCCAUCUCGCUGGUGGAAACCCCUAAGCCGUACUACUCACCACCCACUCCGAAGUUUUCUAGUCCCUCGAGCAGCGGACAAUCUUCUCCCCGUACCCCAACCCGAACCACAAUACUGGACACAAAACUCAGCUACAGCCUUAGAACUCCCUUGACCCCCACCAAAAUGGAUCCGAAUGCGCCCAUGAAAAAGCUUCUGAUAUCCCAUCCGAAGGCAAGCUUCACCCUUCCACGAACCAACAAACGUCAAGCUAGACCGAGUAUUGUCUCGCCAAACGGUGCACAGGAAUCGAAACCUGUUUUCAAAAUUUUAACCAAUCUGGAACAAGCCGAACGAAGAGAGGAAGCCGAAGCGAAGUCUGUCGGUGGAAAGCAACAACAUGUCACGAGAGAAAAAUCCACCGCCAACGGGGAUUCUGCCGGGGCAGAACCGAUUCUAACAUCGUACGUCAGCUUCGCCAAAGAUUUGGCUAAUGCACCCAACAAUCAUCCGGAUACGGUUAAGAAAACGACUACGGUUGGGACGGUCAAGCAGGACCUGUUCUUCGAUAAUAUGAACCUGAGGGACGUCAAGUUUGAUAUCGUGGAGAACGGGCAGCUCAGGGUUGUGAAUAAGUAAGCUAGUGAUUAUUAAUUAUUAAACGAAAACAGCUUAAUUUUUGAGCUCGAAGAUGAAUGCGUCUAUUGUUCCCGAGACUGAGAAACGUAGUCGUGAAAAAGUGAUAGAUAAUUAGUUGGGCGGUUUCGACACGCGACCAGCGGGCAGUUUUGAAUUGUACGGGUUUGUGUGGGAAUGUGAUAGGACGGUAGCCGGAAGUAAUGACUUUACCCUAUUGAUUAAACCGAUUGAAAUGCAACAGUGACUUAUAUAAAAAUAUUAAAUACUGUUGGUUUUUAUCAAAGGUCAAAUAAAUUAUGAAAAAUAUAUAGUUCUAAUAGAUUUUAAAA
Molecule: messenger RNA, 2481 nt
Organism: Topomyia yanbarensis
Lineage: Eukaryota; Metazoa; Arthropoda; Insecta; Diptera; Culicidae
Product: immunoglobulin A1 protease autotransporter-like
Exons: 2
Coding region: 536-2152 (538 amino acids)
Molecular function (GO): actin binding
Source: RefSeq, a predicted model, not a curated record